AUGGAUGAAUGGGCGACUAAGAAAGCGAACCUCAAGGACGUGCUGUCUCACGUGUCAGGACUACCCAGGCAUGAUUAUUCUUAUGCACCUUUGGACAGUGCGGAGGACAUUGUGCAGAGGUUGCACUAUCUGAGGCCCGCAUUUGAACUGCGCGAGAGAUACUCUUACAAUAACCAGAUGUAUAUGGUGAGAGCCUAUAGAAUUUCAACCUAUACUGGCUCCUUCUCGAAAUUCGUCGAGGACCGUAUCUUUAAGCCACUGAAUAUGACUUCUACUACAUACUCAACCGCUGCAGCAAACAGUACAGGAAGGCUAACACAGACAUGGACGGAUUCUGGACGCGGGAUCCCGUAA
This is a messenger RNA of Heterobasidion irregulare TC 32-1, 354 nucleotides long. RefSeq lists its product as uncharacterized. Lineage: Eukaryota; Fungi; Basidiomycota; Agaricomycetes; Russulales; Bondarzewiaceae. The record is from RefSeq and is a predicted model, not a curated record. The transcript is spliced from 3 exons. The coding region runs from base 1 to 354 and encodes 117 amino acids.